Messenger RNA from Penicillium lagena, 1827 nucleotides. Its product is annotated as glycoside hydrolase family 47 protein. The record is from RefSeq and is a predicted model, not a curated record. Gene Ontology annotation, biological process: carbohydrate metabolic process; N-glycan processing. The coding region runs from base 1 to 1827 and encodes 608 amino acids. The transcript has a single exon. NCBI's taxonomy places the organism in Eukaryota, Fungi, Ascomycota, Eurotiomycetes, Eurotiales, Aspergillaceae. Gene Ontology annotation, molecular function: calcium ion binding; mannosyl-oligosaccharide 1,2-alpha-mannosidase activity. Gene Ontology annotation, cellular component: Golgi membrane; endoplasmic reticulum.
AUGAAUCGUUCAAGGCGCCAGUUGCUGCUUUGGCUGUUGGUGGCGUCUUUCCUACUAGGUUAUUUCUUCUUUCCCAGCGACAACCCAUCGGAUGACGGCGACGACCUUUACACAUUGUCACCUUUCAUAGGACCUGAUGGACAGGAGAGGUUUAUCAACCCGACAAAAGAUGAACUCAACCCCGACUAUCUGUGGAGGAAGCUACCUGUACGCAACCCCGUCGAGUCCAUGGAGACUCUCCCGACCGGAAACCCUAAGAGGAUGCCACGAGUUCAAGCAAAAGCGUCAAAGUUUUCAAGAGUCACGUCGUGGUUUCAAAGAGACCGGCGCGAUGCAGUUAAGCAGGCUUUUACGAGAUGCUGGGUGUCUUACCGCGAUUUGGCUUGGACAACAGAUGAGCUGUCCCCUAUCAGCGGUCUCGCUACAAAUGUGAUGGGCGGUUGGGGCGUGACGCUCGUGGACAGUCUCGACACAUUGUGGAUAAUGGAUAUGCACAAAGAAUUCGACGAGGCAGUGGCUGCGGUCUCGCAAAUCAGUUUCGAAGACACCCCAGCGCCCGAAAUCAAUACCUUUGAGGUUAAUGUUCGCCAUCUUGGCGGUCUUUUGGCGGCUUAUGAUCUCAGCGGCGACCGAAGAUUACUCAAAAAGGCCAUAGAGGUCGGCGACAUGCUCUAUGCGGCAUUCGAUACGCCCAACCGGAUGCCCAUUACACACUGGGAUUUCCACCGCGCUGCGCGUCAGGAGGAGCAGCUGGCAGAGGAAACUGCUCUGGCUUCGGAGUUGAGUUCUUUCACGUUGGAAUUCACGCGACUGUCCCAGAUUACCAGGGAUUCGAAAUAUUUCGACGCCGCUACUCGAAUCAUGAUGAAAUUUGAUCAGCAACAAGACAUGUCCCAGCUCUCCGGCAUGUGGCCCGGUAUUAUCAAUGCCAGGGAGGAGCAACUCUCCAACGGCAACGUCUUCACGCUAGGAGCAGAUGCAGAUACUCUCUAUGAGUAUUUGCCCAAGACGUACGCGCUGCUCGGCGGCCAGGUGUCAAUGUAUCGGAGAAUGUACGAAAAAUCAAUGCGCACAGCAGCUGGACACACUUUUUUUCGACCAAUGAAUCCAGAUGAGAAGGACAUCCUAGUCUCUGGCACGGUUCACAUCCUACCGACCCAGAAUGGGAAUCCGCGUGCACAUAUGGAAUCCCUGGCCCACCAUCGAACUUGUUCUGCUGCUGGGACAUUCGCUCUUGGCAGUGCGCUCUUUAACAUCCCUGUUCAUAUGAAGAUUGCGCAUAAGCUAGUUGAUGGUUGCAUCUGGACCUCGCAGAGCAUGCCGCUGGGUAUCAUGCCCGAGCUUUUUGAGACUAUCCCAUGUGCGUCGCAAACCGACUGUCCGUGGAACGAACGACACUGGAAACAAGAAGUAUUGAAGAAAGCAAACAAGGAUAGGGUCGCGGAUUUUGACGUUGAUUCUUUCAUUAAGCAACACCAUCUGCCGAAAGGGUUUAUCAGCAUUCCCGAUCCUCACUACAACCUACGCCCCGAAGUUAUCGAAAGCAUGUUUCUCAUGUACCGCAUUACCGGCCGCGAAGACCUUCUCGACACCGCCUGGGAUAUGUUUCAGUCUAUUCAGAACAACACUCAGACCCCAAAUGCUAAUGCUGCUCUUGCCGAUGUCACGGCUCAAGACGGCAUUCCACCACAGGUUGACUCAAUGCAGAGUUUCUGGAUGGCACAGACGCUCAAAUACUUCUAUCUCAUGUUCAGCUCUCACGAUGUCAUCAGUCUUGAUGAAUAUGUUUUCAACACCGAGGGACAUCCACUCAAACGUCCAGUAUAA